AUGUAUAUUGAGAAGUUAAAUUUGAACUCUGAAAAUGAGAAGAUCACGAGCUUAGAUUUCCAGGCUCAUAGUGAUAUGAAUAGAUUAGCUAUUUCUAGCUUACACCAAAUAAAAAUAUAUCAUAUUCCUUUAAAAGAUAAAUGUUUAAGGAAUAAUAAAAUAAAUAUUGAAUUAUUAUUUGUAAGUAAUGAUCAUAAACUUGUUUAUAUUAAUACGAUACGUUGGAGUUUCAAUGGUCUCUUUUUGGCUAGCUGUGAUAGUGGAGGUACAUUAGUAUGUUACGAAUUGGAUUUGAAUAAAAAAAAAAUUAUGGAUGAAAUAAAAAAAAAUAAUGAAAAUAAUAAUAAUAAUAUGAAUAAUAAUAAUAUGAAUAAUCUGAAUAAUAUGAAUAAUCUGAAUAAUAAUAAUAAUAAUAACAAUAAUAAUAAUAUGAAUAAUAUGAAUAAUAUUAAUAAUAAUAAUAUGAAUAAUAUGAAUAAUAUUAAUAAUAAUAAUAUGAUUAGUACCUAUUCAUCCAUAGGAAAUAAAGAAGAAUGGAAAAUGACAAAAUGUGUAAAGAUACCUGAAAGUGGAGAAAUCUUUGAUCUGUCAUGGUCUAGAGAUAAUGAACAUGUUGUGUGUGGUGUAUCGAAAGGUGUUGUUUAUAUAUUUAAUUUGAGAAGAUCUAUUAUUGUACACAAAUUAUUUGUUAAUGGUACUACCGAAAAUAUUAAAGGCGUAUGCUUUCAUCCUAGUAAUAAUUCAAUCAUAGCACAGAGUAGUGAUAAUAUUACAUGUUUAUGGAAAAAAAUUAAUAUAUCUGGAGAUACGAAAAAUUAUUGUGGUAAUUUUUAUGAGAAAAAUAUAAAAACAAAUAUAAAUGAGGAUUUUAUAAUAAAUGGAAUGAAUAAUAUCAACAAUGUGAGCCAUAUCAACAAUGUGAGCCAUAUCAACAAUGUGAACCAUAUCAACAAUGUGAACCAUAUCAACAAUAUGAACCAUAUCAACAAUAUGAACCAUAUCAACAAUAUGAACCAUAUCAACAAUAUCAAUAUGUCUCAUUAUACACAUGACAAGAAAAGAAGUAUACAUAAUGAUUUUGUAACUUCUACACAACCAUUAACAAGAGAAUAUUUUCAUUAUAUAUAUGAAGAAAAUAUGAAUAAAAAAUAUAAAAAUAUAGAUACUCCUACUAUUCGUCAUAUUUACUUUGAUACAUUUGGUAAAUAUGCUAGCAUUACUCAUAUUCCUAAUAAUGGACGCAAUUGUGGAAUCUUAUUAAAAAUUAAAAAUAACGAAAAAAUUAAUAGAAAUAGAAUAUUUAUGGAUGGACAUGGAAGUUGUAUACGACUAGCCAAAAUAGGACAGAAGGUAUUUAUCGAUGUUCAAAAAAAAAAAUUAUACAGUUUGUAUUGUCAAUGUAGUGAUAACGGGGUUAUAUCGUUUUGGAAAAUCUUUUUGAAGAGAUUGAAGAGAAAAUCGACAUCUCAUAUGAAAGAUAUUAAUAAUAAGAGCAGUGUGAAUAAUGUGAACAAUGUGAAUAAUGUGAACAAUGUGAAUAAUGUGAACAAUGUGAAUAAUGUGAACAAUAUGAACAGUGUAAACACCAUGAACAGUGUGAACACCAUGAAUUAUAAGAACAGUGUGAUUUGUUUAAGUGAGGGCAAAAAAAAUUUUAAUAAAUAUUCAGUGGAAAAAAAAAAAUCGAUAUUAAAAAGAAAAAAGAAAAUGAAUAAAUAUGCACGUUGUUUUUUAAUUAUUCAGAAUCUUUUAGAAGAACAGACAUGUGCUGUGGAUUUAAGUUGGUCAGAAAAAUAUGAUCAAUUAGUUAUCGGAGCUUCUAAUGGAUCUGUAUAUAUAAUACAAUUAGACGUUUUUAAAUUACGAUUAAAACCAUUUUAUUAUAAUAUUAAAAUAGAUAUAAGUAAUAUAGGUCCUAAUUAUGAUAUGAUUGAAAAAGAAAUAGAAUUCAAGGUUGUAAAACCAAAACAAAUAAAAGAUAAUUAUCAACAUGUAGAUAAAAAAGUUAAGAAUAGAAUAACACCCAAAAUUAAAUAUUUAUAUGAUGAAUAUGGUAAUAUAAUUGAACAUAAUAACAACAACAACAAUAAUAAUAAUAACAAUAAUAAUAAUAAUAAAUAUAAUAUUAAACAUAAUAAUAAUAAUAAUAAUAAUAAUAAAACACCAGAUGUUAUUCACAUUUUAAAUUGUUCUGUUUACUCAUUCUGUAAACAAUUAACAACAAAAGAUUCUCUCUCCAAAUUAUUAGAUGAGAGAAAACAAUAUUCAUGCAAAAGUAAUUAUAAGAACAAAUGUAACCUUUAUGAUAACCAAUGGUGUCAUAUAAAAUUUUCAUCUAUUGUAAAUAUAUUACUCUAUAUAUUUAUGAAAGUUAUAGAAAGAUUUAUAAAAUCUUUUGAAAUUCUUAUUUAUUCUGAUGUAUAUACAGUGUUCCAUAAGACUUUACCUAUAUUAACUUCUACGGACAUUAUUUCUCAGGGUAAUAGUAAUAACUUAUGUCGUGUUCAUAAGGACGAGGCAUCUCGUAAUGACUCCCCGAACGAUUCUGGGGAUUCGCACAAUAGAAAUAAUGAUAAUAAUGAUAACAACAAUAAUAAUGAUAAUAAUAAUAAUGAUAAUAAUAACAAUAAUGAUAAUAAUAACAAUAAUAAUAACAAUAAUAAUAAUAAAAAUAAUAGUAACACCGGUGGAGGUGGGAACAACAACAACAAUAAUAAUAAUAACAAUAAUAAUAAUAAUAAUAAUAAUAAUAAUAACAAUAAUAAUAAUAAUAAUAACAAUAAUAAUAAUAAUAAUAAUAAUAAUAAUAACAAUAAUAAGAACAACAACAAUAAUAAUAAUAAUGAUGAUGAUAAAAAAAAGAAAAAGAAAAAUGCUAUAUCUAAAGGGGAAAAAAGAAAUAGCCUUAGUAACGAUAAUAGUAUAGACGAUGACCCUAAUACAGAAAAAAAAACAAAAUCGGUGAAAAGUAAAAAAAUAAGUAAACCGAUCAUUUCAAAUGUUACGAAUAUAAUAAAUAGUAAUAUGAACAAAAGUACCAUAAACAGUAACAACAUCAGCAGCAACAAUAAUAAUGAUAAUAAUAAUAAUAAUUGUAGUAAUAGUAAAAUUUUUAAGGAUGGAAAAACAAAUAAAAACUCGAAGAAAAAAACAGAAACAAAUAAUGAAUUGUAUACUUUAAAAAAUAUGAACGACAUGUCAAAUAAUGAAAUGGUUAGAGGAGAUCGUAUAAAAAAUGUUGCGCAAGCAAGUAUUGAAAAAAAAAAAAUUCCUAGUAAUAAUAACACUCCAGGUAACAACAAUAAUUUGAGUAAUAUGAAUAAUCUUAAUAAUAUGAAUAAUCCUAAUAAUAUGAAUAAUCCUAAUAAUAUGAAUAAUCCUAAUAAUAUGAAUAAUCUUAAUAAUAUGAAUAAUCUUAAUAAUACGAAUAAUCCUAAUAAUAUGAAUAAUCUUAAUAAUAUGAAUAAUCUCAAUAAUAAUUUUAAAGAUGAUGAUUAUUAUUUUGAGAGUUUUACAAAUUAUUUAAGGGAAUAUGACACGUUAGAUUCAACCAAUAAUCAAGUUAAUUUAAGAAUUCUAGACAUAAUAAGAAAUAAUUAUAAUAAGGAAAAUAAUAAAGAUAUGUAUGAAUCUACCAUUCCAAUAGUUACACAACCCUUUUGUAAGUAUGAUGAUAUUAAUAAAAGGAAUAAUCAUGGAUUUGCCUUAUUUAAUAUUGAACAGACUUUAAAUGUAACUAACGUUGUUGAUUUGAGUAAAGAUAAAGGUGGAGAGAAAAAAAAAGUAAAUAAAAAGACAGAUUCAAGUGAAAAAAAGGAUAAACCAAAGGAUACCAAUUACAAAAAAAGGGAUAGUAAAUCAAAGGAUGUUAAUGAAAUGAAGAGAGAUAGUAAAGCAAAGGAUUCAGUAGACAAAAAGAGAGGAGAGAGUAAACAAAAGGAUACUAAUGAAAAAAAAAGAGAUAGUAAAGGUAGUAAUACAAAUGAUAAAAAGAGGGAUAGUAAAACUAAUGGAAUCCACGAUAGAAGGAAGGAUACAAAAAGGGAUAUGAAAAAUGUAAAUAAAGAAAUGAACAAUGAACAAAAUAAAGAAAUGAACAAGGAACAAAUUAAUGAACAAAAUAAAGAAAUGGAUAGCGAACAAAUUAAUGAACAAAAUAAAGAAAUGGAUAGCGAACAAAUUAAUGAAGAAAUAAAAACUCCAUUUAAAGAUAAAUCUACUUUUGAAAAUAUAAAUGAUCCUAAUGAUUUAACAAAAACUUUAAAUAAAACAUCUAUUAUAGAUGCUAAUUCUUCUGUGAGGAAAGAUAAAAAUAAAUCCAUAAAUAUAAAUUCUAAUACGUAUUGUAAUGCCGAGUGUGGUAUCGAAUCUAAUGUAUAUUCAAAUGCAGAAUCUGGCGUACAUUCUAAUGUAGAAUCUAUUGCGUAUUCUAAUGCAGAAUCUAAUGUACAGUCAGAUGGGGAUAAAGGAACAUUUUCAAAGAAUGAAAAAAAGGAAGAGAAAAAUAAAAAGAAAAGCACAACAACAACAAAAAAAAAAAAUAAUAAUGCUGAUAAUUCAGAUAUGGAAUGGGAAAAUUUCAAUCCACAAUUUACAAUAUUCAAUACUUUUGAACCUAAUGAAGAUAUGUUUCUUUCUAAAGAAAAACAUGAUGCUUCAAAUGAUGGAGAAAAAACGGGUUCUAAUAAUAUGCAAAAAAAACAAUCCAAGAGAAAAAGUUUAGAUAAUACAAAUGAUAAUAAGAAACAUAAUAAAAAUAACAUAAAUAAUAAUAAGAAGAAGAAUGAUGCUUUUUUUUCAUCAAAUGAAAUUAAUAAUAAAAACAAAAAUAAAAAUAUGAAUAAUAUAUCCAUUUUCCAUUCGAAUGUUGAAAAUAAUGACAUGCUUAAUAAAAAUGAUCAUAUGGAUUUGUUACAUAUGGAAAGUCAUCAAACAUAUGAUAACAUGCGUUCCUCUGACAACAAGAAAUAUGGAGAUAAAAAUGUUCAUAUGAAGAAAAAGGAAACUGAUGAAUUUGAACAGGAAGAAGUACAUGUCGGUGAUAAAAAAUUAAAAAAUGAUGAAGAACAUGUUGAUGCUCAUUAUAUGUCUUAUGGGCAUAACGUUGAAAAUAACAAAAUGAAAAAUCAAAAGAAAAGAAUGUUUUCCAACGAAGAAAAUAUGAAUAGAUUGGUAAAGCAAGAAGAAGGAUAUUGUAAAAAAUGGAAACAUGAUUCUAUGAAUACAUAUUCUUAUGAUAAAGGAGAACAUUAUGAUAUAAAUUACAACAGAAAGGAAGUGCUUGGAAGUCCAUGUAUAGAAAAUAAUGAUGACUUUAUGGAGAAUUUUAAAGAAUCAAGAAAUGUUUAUAAUAUAGAAUUGAACAAAAAAGAUGAUACCUAUGAAAGGAGAAGUAUGGUGAUUAGGCAAAGAUAUAUGGAGAAUGAAAAGGCGCAGGUACAUGAUAUAUAUAAAAAAUAUUAUGAACGAGAAGAAAAUAAUGAAGAGGAACAUGAUUUGAAUCAAUAUGAUCAUCCAUAUAAUAUGAAAAAAAGAAAAUAUGCUUCAAAUGUUUAUGAAAUUGAUGAGGUUAUGUUACAUGAUAAUAUAAUACAACAGGAUAAUAUGUAUAAUGAUACUUUACAAAAUAAUAAGAAUUAUAUAAUGCAAAGUCGUUCUAAUUAUAAUGUUGAAAUGUUGAAUAAAAAUAAUAAGUUAGACACUUGUGAAGAAAUGCGUGAUAUAAAGAAACAUAAGAAGAAUGAGAUGAAAAAAAAAAAAAAAAAUAAAAAUAAAAAUAAAAAUAAUAAUAAUAAUAAUAAUAAUAAAGAAAAAGAUGAUAAUUAUAAUAUAAAAAAUACGAAUGAAAAGAUGAUAAAAAAAGAAAAGGAUAAUUGUAAUAAUAUAGAAAAUGUACAUUAUAAAAAAAUUAUGGAUAAAAUAUUCAUUCUAGACAAUAGAUAUGAAAAUUGUCGUAUAUCUUGUUUACAUGAAAAUGCUUUAAUAAAAAAAAAAAAAAAAGAAAAAGAAAAAGGAAAAAUAACCCAAAAUAACCAUAUAUAUAAUGAUUAUAAUAUAUUAUGGCAAGAUGAGUUAUUAGGGAGAAUGAUUAAUUAUAUCUUUGACAAUUAUUAUAUAUAUAUAAUAACAAAUAAUAAUACAUGUGAUACAUCAUUAUUAAGUAUAUAUAAUUUAGAGAGCAAAUUAUUAUUAGAUAAUUUCCUGAUACCUUUAGAAAAUGUGUGUGGAAUAAAUAUAAUAAAAACAUUUUAUUUAGAUAAUAAUAAUAUGUAUAUAUUUUUUUAUAUAUAUAAUAUAAAUGGUUUAUAUUAUAUAUAUCAAUUUUAUAAUUAUAGUAUUAUAACAUUAUUAUAUUCUUUUAGUAUAUCGGAAUUAAAUACAAGUGUUGAAUGUAUAAAUAUGAGUAUUAUUGAAAAGUUAGAAAACAAUAUAUCUAUAGGAAAGAAGCAAAAAUCAUAUUUAAGAAAUUAUAAGAAUCAAUUUUUACUUCCAAAAAAAAAAACACAUAUAAAAACUAAAUUAGAAAAUGAUCAAACUGGAAAUAAUAUAAAGAAAAACAAUCAUAUUAGUUUUAUAGAUGAUAAGAAAAACAAAAAAAAAAAAAAAAAAAAUGAUGUAAUAAAAAAUAAACCAAAUAUUAAAGAAAUUAAAAAAUUAAUAAAAUAUAUAACAUUUUAUAAUAAUCAAAAUGAAAAUCGUAUAUUAUUAAAUAAUAUGAAUGUACAUUCUUUUAAUGAUUAUAAUAACUUGGGAUUAAAUCAAAUUACAUUUUUAAAUAAUAAUAAUAAAAAAAAAAAAUAUAUUACAAAUGGUAAUAAUAAUAAUAAUAAUAAUGACAAUAAUUAUGACAAUAAUAAUGACAGUAAUAAUAAGUGUAGUCGUCGCAAAAGUUAUAACAUUAAAAAAUAUAUAAAUAAAAAAAAUAUAUUUAAUAAUAAUAAUUAUAGUCCUUCCAAUUCAUUAUUAAAAACCAAAAUGAAUAAGAAAAUAUAUAAUAAAAAAUAUACACAAUUAAAACCUUACGCACCUUUAAUUGGUACUAAGAAUUAUAUAAAUAUGAAAAAUUCUUUAAGGCCAUCAUGUUGUAACGAUAUGAAUCAAUUUCAUAUAUUAAGACGUAUGCCCAUAUCUAAAAGUGGUGCUGAUAUAAAUUUGAUUAAUAAUGAAAAACGAAACAAAAAAAUGAAAACAAAAAAUGUAGCAUUAGGAAAAAAAAGUUAUAUAAAUGAAUAUUUUAAUAAAAAUAUACAUGGAUAUGAUUUAAUAUAUGAUUUUAUAUAUAGGAAAAAAUCCUUUUUUUAUAGUUACAUGUGUAUAUAUAUUUUUUUAAAAAAUGGACAUAUAUACUUAAUAAGAAGAAAUCUAAUGAUAAAAGAUAAGGAUGAACGUUUUAUUGAAUUGAAUGAACAUAUAUCUCAGAAUAAUGGUAUAACCCUUAUAUCACGUCUGGAUAAUAUUUAUUAUGACAAGUCUUUAUAUUGCGAUAUUGAUUUACGACAUGGAAAAGACGACACCGAAGAAGAUUACCUUGGUGAUAAUAUGUGUGGUGAUAAUAUGUGUGGUGAUAAUAUGUGUGGUGAUAAUAUGUGUGGUGAUAAUAUGUGUGGUGAUAAUAUGUGUGGUGGUAAUAUGUGUGGUGAUAAUAUGUGUGGUGGUAAUAUGUGUGGUGGUAAUAUGUGUGGUGAUAAUAUUUAUGAUGAUAAUACAUGUGAUGAUAAUAUCUAUGAGCAGUGCCAUUCCGAUAUAGAAAAACAUAUAUAUUCACAUGAUGAUCAUCAUUAUCAUAAACAUCAUGAGAGACGAAGAACGUUAAGGUGGAGAGGUUACAAAGAUGCAAAAUUAAAUUCUCCUUUUGUUGAUGAUUUACUUUAUGAGAAAGAAAAGAUGAAUAAAGAAUGUAAUCAGUUGAUAUUUAGCAGACAUUUAGAUAAGGAACAUUAUUUAUAUGGUAAGAAUAUUCAUUUAUUUGACAAUUUACAACAAAUACAAAAAAGAGGGAUGAGAAAUGUUUUUACUUAUGGAAACUUUUUUAACAUAUAUAAUUUCGAUUUGAAAAAAUUAUUAUUAUCUGAAAGAAAAAUAAAAAAAAUUAAAAAUAAUAAAGAAGAUUAUUUUCAAGAUUAUCUUGAACGUGAACAUGCUGAUGAAGUAAACAAAGAUAACAAAGAUAACAAAGAUAACAAAGAUAAUAAAAAUAACGUUCAACUACGAGAACGUAAUGAACAUAACAUGAACUAUAAAAUAAAUAAAGAAAACGUAGAUAGUGUACAAAUCAUAGAUGAUACACAACAUUUUUAUAAUACCGAAGAAAAGGAAAAAGAAAAAAAUAAAGCUUCCUAUUUUAUGAAGAACUAUUAUAAUGUUUCAAAGAAAUUAAAUAAUGAAACACUUAAGGAAGAUGAUAAUAUAUAUAGUAUACAUUUAGAAGAUCAUAAUAAAAUACAAGAUAUAUAUAAUCAGGUUUCUUAUAAUGAAUAUGAACCAAAUAAUCUAAACCCAUCAUUCAUACGUCCUAAAUUAAUAAGAACAAAUUCAUUACCAGCAACAUUGUCUUCAUCCUUUUUAACAGGAACACAAUCCAACUCUUUAAUAAAUCAAAAUGAUCACAAUGAUUUUUUUAGUUCAUCAUAUUCAUCAUCGAAUGAUAUUACAUCUGAUAUAUUAACAGCACAAUCUUGUAAUUUGGAAUCUGAUGAGGAAUCUGAAGAGUUCCAUGAUAUAGCAUCAUCGAAUUUUUUGUCUGAUACGUCUGUUGAUAUGUCACAAGAUGUGUCACUUGAUAUGUCACAAGAUGUGUCCCCUGAUAUGUCACAAGAUGUGUCGCCUGAUAUGUCUCCUGAUAUGUCACAAGAUGUGUCGCCUGAUAUGUCCCCUGAUAUGCCACUUGAUAUGCCACUUGAUGUAUCACAUCCUAUUCCUCCCGUUUGUAACAACUCUACCUUAGGAAUCCAAGUGAAGAAGGAAAAAAACAAAAGUGAAGAAAGAGAUGGUAGAAAAGGAAAAAGAAAGGGAAAGAAAAAGGAGAGUUCAUCAAAUAAUAAAAAAAAUAAUAAUAGUAAAGAACAAAUUAAAAAGAAGGGACAUAAUAAUAAAAUGAAGAAUUUGUCUUUAAAAGACAAACCAUAUGUUGAUGAUGAUAAUGUUCCACGUCCUUUUACAGUAUUUAAUAAAUUUGUAUAUAAAAAUUUCCCAGAUAUUUUUAAUUGCUUACAAACCUGGAAUAAACAAGAUACAGAUAUAAAAACAAAUAAAUUAUCUAAAGAAAAUGUUUAUGUAAAAACAAUAAAAUAUUUAGAACUACAAAUGAAAUAUAGUAUAUAUAUAAUGAAUAAAAAAGCAUUUUUAAAUUAUUUAUAUAUUUAUUUUAAAUUCUUAGUAGAAUAUUUAGAUAUAUCAAGAAUUCAUCAAACCUUCUUAUAUUUUAUUCAUACAACAUUAAAUCAUUGCCAAAAAUAUUUCUCAAACUUUGAUAUUUAUUUUCAGAAUAUUCAAGCACCUUAUUGGAGUGAUACAAAUUCAUUAUUAUCUAUGAAUGUGCAUUUUUUCUUUAUAGUCUUAUUUGCUUAUUAUAAUUUUCUUGUACCCUUAUAUAUACUCUUAUGUAGAAAAGAAACCAAGAAAAUGUAUUACUCAUUUUUAAAAUUUAUCAAGGAAAUGCAAAAUGCUAUUUUUUAUAUUCAAAAAAUAUUCCACAAUCAUUUCCACAAGUUAUGUUUAUAA
This is a messenger RNA of Plasmodium reichenowi, 9720 nucleotides long. RefSeq lists its product as hypothetical. Gene Ontology annotation, molecular function: protein binding. Gene Ontology annotation, biological process: DNA replication-dependent chromatin assembly; nucleosome assembly. NCBI's taxonomy places the organism in Eukaryota, Apicomplexa, Aconoidasida, Haemosporida, Plasmodiidae. Gene Ontology annotation, cellular component: CAF-1 complex; nucleus. The record is from RefSeq and is a predicted model, not a curated record. The transcript has a single exon. Bases 1 to 9720 code for a protein of 3239 amino acids.